AUGGAAGAACGCGUUUCUUGUGUCACAGAAAAUACACCGGAACCCACCGAAGCAGCAACCAGUACUGUCAUUGCCGUCUGCGGAUGCGGUAACGACGGAAGGUUGGGCAUUGGCAUCAGCGAUACGCAGUACAAGGUCGUUCUAAUUCCUUUUUUCCUGGGAAGUGCUGACAGCGAUGGUCGACCAUUGGGAAACAUCCGAACGGUACGUGUCGGUGGUUAUCACAAUUUUGUCAUCACGACUGAGGGAGUGUACGGCUGGGGUCUCAACGAGAAUGGACAGCUUGGCAUGGGCCGCGGCUCGCCGGCGUGCGUGUCAGUCCCCACACGCAUCCCCUUCUUCGAUGGAAAGAAUACAAAGGAUAUCGUUUGUGGCGCAUAUCACACUUUUGCAUGGACGGAAGAUGGUUUGUAUGCCUGCGGCAAAAAUGAGGAUGGCCAGCUGGGUUUGCCAUGUGAUGAUGGCCUUUUUUCUUUUACCCUCGUGUUAUCUGCCCUUCAGGUGAAUGGUGAUGCCAGCAACACCGCUGACCAAUGCGGCGGUCGUGAGGAUGCUGCUGGUGCUUAUGAUUUAUUAAAAAGGGGUCAGCUAACUCACGUUAGCUGUGGCACUCACCACACGCUGCUGGCCCUGCGCGACGCAACGCUGGCAACUGGCGAAGCUGAUGAUAGUGUUGCACAGCAUCGUAGCCACCCCUUGCUUGUUCUGGCCGCUGGAAAGGGGGAUUUUGGUGAGCUUGGCUAUGAUGGUGAUAUGUGGUCCAUUUUGCAGGCAAAAGCCAAGACGAUGCAAUCUGCUUUGCAAAAUGCGGCGCGCAAAACCCAGGGGGUGGAUCCUAUGGAAACAGAAGCAUCUGCUUGUAUUGAUGAUAAGGAAAGGCAGUGGAAACCAAAGAAGCAGAGGCGGGCUGCGUUUUCGUCAGAGAGGUUCCAACCUGUUGGACUUCCGGUCUUACUUGAAUGUUUGAGCACCCAAGCGGGCACAGGCUCCCUCGAGGUGGUUGAUCUCCAAGCAAUGCAUCUGCAUUCCGCCGUAACCGUGAGGUGCAAGUCCGCACCGGGAGAUGGCAGUUGUGACACAGACCACGUUCGGACCUUUCAUUGGGGUUGCUACUACUGCAACGAGGUGGAGGAUGACGCCUCAUCAGUUCCACGUGAGGAGGCUGAAGCCGUCACCCUUCACGCAGGGAACGAGAUAAUGUUCCGCUACCAUAAAGCUCCGCAACUGCUAACGGAGAUCGAAGUUAUGGGUAGUGGUUUGAUUGGUUUGGGUGAGGAAGACUCAUUUUCAAAAACAUGGGUGCCACUACCAUUACCAUCGGAUGCCGAACCUGUGAACUGUGUUCAUAAUAUUGUGGGGCGGGAGCAUUUUCUCAUUCAACUGGACAAUACUACGGUAGUUGGGUUCGGUGAUAACAUGCAUGGCCAGCUAGGUGCAGGGAAGACGAAAGAUUCCUUAAUUCUUCCCACCGUCAUCCUCCGCACCGGGAGCGUGCUGAUGUGCCCUGCCGGAGUUUCCGGUGUGGACCUAACGGUCAGGUGGAAAGUUGAGCGAGUUAAUGACACCCUUUGUGGGGUGAGGCAUUCUCUCUUUGUUUUGGAGGUUAGCUCCUUUAUCGUUAACACGUUUGCCAACGGGCCGUGGCGGAAGUGGAAAAAUGUCGACCCCGCAACACUUUGUUAG
This is a messenger RNA of Trypanosoma brucei brucei TREU927, 1683 nucleotides long. Its product is annotated as chromatin binding protein, putative. The record is from RefSeq and is a predicted model, not a curated record. Lineage: Eukaryota; Euglenozoa; Kinetoplastea; Trypanosomatida; Trypanosomatidae. Bases 1 to 1683 code for a protein of 560 amino acids. The transcript has a single exon.